Molecule: messenger RNA, 2117 nt
Organism: Theobroma cacao (cacao)
Lineage: Eukaryota; Viridiplantae; Streptophyta; Magnoliopsida; Malvales; Malvaceae
Molecular function (GO): protein binding
Source: RefSeq, a predicted model, not a curated record
CAUUGAAAAGAGAAAAGGUUGGGGGUUAGUGGUCCGAAAAUUGAAGCCAACUGAUGACCACCCACCCUUGGCCAUUCUUGUCAAGUGAAGAGCAGAUGAUGAUGAGGACCUGGAAAUGCACUUCUUCUCCUUCUUCUGUUUUGCAAUUGCGUCUCCUUCUACUUGGUAACUCCCAUUCUUUCUCUUCUCUUCCUUUCUUCUCCUUUUCUGUUUCUCCUCCUCUUUUCUUUUCUUCUUUCCAAUCCCCUUUUUUCUCUACCUCUUCCUCCUGUUUCAAGAAAUCCAGGUAUGGGUUUCACAGGAUUGAUGAUGCCUUGGAUUUGUUCAAUCACAUGCUUCGCACCCGUCCCAUCCCUUCUAUUGCUGAAUUUACCCAAUUAGUUAGUGCCAUUGUUAGAAUGAAGCAUUAUGAAACUGCUAUUUCUCUGUUUGGACAAAUGGAAUUAAUUGGAAUCAGACAUGAUGUUUAUAGUUUCAGCAUCUUGCUUAAUUGUUUUUGUCGCUUGCAUCGAACGGAUUUUGGGUUUUCGCUUCUGGGAAAAAUGUUGAAGCUGGGUAUUCAACCAACUACCGUUACAUUUACCACCCUCGCCAAUGGGUUGUGUAUUGAAGGUAAAAUAGCUGAAGCAGUGGUGUUGUUUGAUGACAUUGUCAGGAAUGGCUACCAAACUAAUUUGAUUACUUAUAGUACGAUAAUUAAUGGUCUUUGUAAAGCAGGAUACACUAGUGCGGCUAGUAGAUUGCUAAGGAAGAUGGAACAAAAUAACUGCCUAAUCGACAUAGUGAUAUACAACACAAUCAUUGACAGUCUUUGUAAGGACAAGCUUGUACCUGAGGCUUUAAACCUUUUCUCUGAAAUGACAGGUAAAGGCAUUCUGCCAAAUGUUGUGACUUAUAGUUCCUUAAUUCAUGCUAUGUGUAAUUCAGGUCAGUGGAAGGAAGUUACUAGAUUAUUGACUGAAAUGGUUGCUAACAAUUGCAAAUUAGAUGUUGUCUCUUAUAAUAUUUUGGUUGAUGCAUUUUGCAAAGAAGGGAGGGUUUCAGAGGCUUGUGACAUUGUUGAAGGAAUGAUUCAACAAAUUGUUGACCCCAAUACUAUUACAUAUAAUACAUUGAUGGAUGGAUAUUGCUUGCAAGGCAAAAUGGAUGAGGCUAGAAAAGUUUUUAAUUUGAUGAUUACUAAGGGUUGCGUACCUGAUAUUUAUGGUUACAACAUCUUGAUCAAUGGAUGUUGUAAAGAUCAAAAAAUAGAUGAGGCCAUGGCUCUCUUUCACGAAAUGUCUCGAAAUGGAUUAGUACCUGACACUGUUACGUACAAUGCUCUUAUUAAUGGCAUGUGCCAACUAGGUAGACUUUCAGCUGCACGACAACUUUUUGAAGAAAUGAGUGCUUGUGGCCUAGUUCCAGAUGCGAUCACUUACUCUACUUUGUUACAUGGCUUAUGCAAGCAUGGUCAUGUUGAUGAGGCGUUGGACAGUUUUCAUAUCAUCCAGAACAGUGGGAUAGAACCUUAUAUAGUCCACUAUAAUAUCUUAAUCGAUGGCUUAUUUCAAGUUGGGCAACUUAAUUUUGCAAGGAAAUUGUUUUGUGCACUACCAGUCAAAGGUUUACGGCCAGAUGUUUACACUUGUAAUAUCAUGAUCAAAGGACUUUGUAAAGAAGGGCUACUAAAGGAAGCGUAUGAAUUAUUUAGGAAAAUGGAAUUGAAUGGCUGCUUGCAAAAUAGUUGUUCUUACAAUACAAUAAUCAAAGGAUUUUUUCAAAACAACAAUGUGUCAAGGGCAAUGCAAAUUUUACAUGAGAUGGUUGAUAAAGGAUUUUCUGCAGAUUCUUCCACAGCGACAAUGCUACUGGAUCUAUUAUGUAGAGAUGGAGGAGACCAAUCUAUUUUUGAGCUGCUUUGUAGAAACUGCGCAGAUGAUCAAAAUGUCAACAUGAUAUGACUUGUUAUCCAUCAAUCUUUGUUUAUUAAAUUCUAUUCUAAAAGCUUUUGUAUGCUGCAAAGAAUUCAAGUAACCAUAAUUAAGUUUUGUCAUUUGUUUUGGUGUUGUUACUAGGUUGUGGUGGUUUGCAAUUCUCAUUUGCAGAAAAUAUAAAGAGUGGCCCUUCUAUGCCUA